Molecule: messenger RNA, 5610 nt
Organism: Nomia melanderi (Alkali bee)
Lineage: Eukaryota; Metazoa; Arthropoda; Insecta; Hymenoptera; Halictidae
Biological process (GO): protein phosphorylation; intracellular signal transduction
Molecular function (GO): ATP binding; protein kinase activity
Source: RefSeq, a predicted model, not a curated record
CUAAUUUCUUUAUAUUUCCGGUUCCGGUUUCCCGGUUUCUCUUUGACAAGCCACUUUAUUUAUAGAGUUUUUGGCAAGUCAAUCUAUUCUGUGUGUAGAAAACAAAAAUCAGUGUGUUACAAUAGUAACGUAACGUGUAACAGUUACAUAUAAUUUACAUACAACGGAAAGUGAAAUUAUUUCAGUAUUAAUCGAAAGUGAGAUUUCUCGCUCUUAUUAUCUAGUAUUCGCGUCAUGGUUGCUAUGAAAAUGUCAGCUCAGUGGUGAUUCAUUCUCUCAUUAGUUGACUUUUCAUCUGUUUUUUAGCAGCACAUUCUGCUCAACGAGCAGGAUGAUGGAGGAACUAUUGAAUCAAACUGCUUCACCUAAGAUUAUGAUAUCUGGUGAUAGCAAUUGCUCAGGAAGUGGAGAAAUAAAUUCAACUACUAUAAUGACUUUAGAUGAAAGAAUAUUGGAUAUUAAUGCACGGCAUUCUUUGAACGUUCUUCGAACACCGCUAACUAAAAAAGCAAAGAGAGUGAGAUUUUUUAGAAAUGGAGAUAAAUUUUAUACUGGUAUUGUAAUGGCAGUCACUCCAGAAAGAUAUCGCAGUUUUGAUAGUUUAGCUUCAGAUUUAACAAGGGCUUUAAUAUCAAGUGUUACUUUACCUAAUGGUGUCAGAUCAAUUUAUACUAUGGAUGGACGAAAAGUUCAAAACGUCAAUGAUUUAGAAGAUGGUAAAUGUUAUGUGGUUUCUGGACAAGGAGAAAUGUUUAAGAAAGUCGAAUAUUCAUCUACCAAAGUAAGAAGAGGUAAUUCUUUAUCUGGAUUACCACAAUCUCCAGCAGGCACUGGUAGACAAAUAAGUGCAAUACCAUUAUGCGUUAAAGCAAGGAUAAUUACAUUAAUUCGACAUGGCACAAAACCUCGUAAAGUUGUACGUCUUUUAUUAAAUAAAAGAAAUGCUCCAAGCUUGGAACAUGCAAUGGAAGCAAUUACAGAUGCAGUUAAACUAGAUACCGGAGCAGUAAGGAAAGUUUAUACAUUAUCAGGUCAACAAGUUAACUCAUUGGAACAAUUUUUUGAUAAUGAAGACAUUUUUGUGGCUUAUGGGCCUGAGAAAGCAAACCAAGAAGAUUUUGAAUUAGAUUUUGAAGAAUCUAAAAAUGUUCAAAGCUUUAGAAGGUGUCCAUGGACAUCGAAAAGACAAAGUGGUCCAAUGCCUAGAAUGCCACGUAAAUCUGGAAAGAAGGUGCUUAACACGCCCCAAGUGCGUACACCUAGUCCUUCUUCAUUGAUUUUACCACAACCACUGCGUUUACAUUAUGCAGUUGGUCAUGUCAUUGGAGAUGGUAAUUUUGCAGUUGUUAGACAUUGCAUUCAUAAAUCUUCAGGUGCAGAAUAUGCAAUGAAAAUUGUAGAUAAGUAUAAAUGUCAGGGUAAAGAAACAAUGUUGGCAAGUGAAGUGACAAUUUUACGACAAGUUUGUCAUCCGAAUAUUAUUAGUUUGAUUGCAGAACAAGAAACAACUGAUCAGCUGUUUUUAGUCAUGGAACUUGUAAAGGGUGGAGAUUUAUUUGAUGCUCUCGCUGCAGCAACAAAAUUUUCUGAACCAGAAGCCAGUGUAAUGAUUGGUCAUUUAACAUCUGCAUUGGCUUAUUUACAUUCACAUCAUAUAGUUCAUCGUGAUGUUAAACCUGAGAAUCUUUUAGUAGAAAUGGACGGAAGUCAUGUUAGAUGUUUGAAAUUAGGUGACUUCGGGCUAGCUCAAGUAGUAAGAGAGCCAUUAUAUACAGUUUGUGGUACACCCACAUAUGUAGCACCAGAAAUUUUGGCAGAAACUGGAUACGGGUUAAAGAUUGAUGUAUGGGCAGCUGGUGUCAUAUUAUAUAUUUUACUUUGUGGUUUUCCACCAUUUGUGUCACCUGAAAACGAACAAGAAGAAUUAUUUGAACGGAUUCUAAGUGGACAUUAUGAAUUCACUCCCCCAUAUUGGGAUAACGUGUCGGAUUCUGCCAAACAGUUGAUUUCAAACAUGCUCCAAGCACUGCCUGAAUUGAGAUUUACCGCAGAAGAUGUACUCGACCAUCCAUGGCUAGCGAGCUUUCUAGGAGGCGAGCAGACCACAGCAUCAACCCCUACCAACCCGUCGGAGCAACACUGGAAUCAGCAGUGUAAGCCGAUAAGAAUAGCAACUUUUGAAUUUGACUUCAAGAAUGUAGCACAGGACGGCAGUUCGCAAGAUGAAAUUGAUGGUACACCCAACAGCAGACCAAAUAUUAGAAGCAAAUGGAAUGAAGUUUUAUCAUCAUUAGAAUCAGAAAAUAUUAAUUCACAUCGCAUUAUGGAUCAAGGUGAACAAAAUUUUGGUUUUGACGAAACUAAUUUUAAUAAUGGAAAUGCAAGUGAUGAUGAACCUGUGUCUCUCAGUGCAGAUGGUUUACAAGAUAUUCAUAAUCUUAGUCAAUCUAUGCACAAUCUUAUAAACAAUUUAAAUGAAAAACAUGUUCAAGAGUAUCAUUUAAAAUCAUCAAAUAGUGAAACUUCAUCCUUCGACAGUAUUCCUGAAAAUUCAAUGUUAAUAAGUGGUUAUCAUAAUACAAAGACGAUUCAAAGUAAUGUGAGUUGUGACAACAAUCCAGUUCAAGAAAAUAUAUAUUCCUUCAAUGAAAGAAAUUCCUCUAGUGAAAUUAAUUCUACUGUACAGAUUACACCGGACAUAUCAACCAAUAGUAACAUGCAUACCUUUGAAACACCUAAAGCAGUUAGUUCAAAGAUUAAUAAAAAAAGGUAUAGGCAGAAACAUCUUUAUGAAAAUUUAAUAUGUCCUGAAAAAAUUAAUUUAAAUCUCGAGAGUGACGAUAUGAAAAAUUGUAAUAUGCUUUUAUCGUCAACUGGUAGUUCAACUGGUAGUUCUAGUAAUGAUAUAGAAACAUCAGACAGCUUUGUUAAUAUUCAAUUUGCACAAUUAACACAGGAACAAAGGUCAAGUUCAACUCAAAGUAUGGAGUCAACUGAUAGUUUCGAAAACAUUUGUUUUUCAUAUAAACAGGAACCAAAGAAUGAUAAUACAAGUGAUCCAAACGAUAAUGGUUUUGUAAAUGAAGACUCGCAAUUAAAAACUUUAACAAAUCAGAAUAAGUCGGCAACUAAAAUAUUGCAAGCACCAGUAGCACUGAAAGGGAAUGCGUCAGAAAUUUCCAAAUCACAAAAUAUUCUAAAUAAUAGAAAGAGUUUAAUGAAAACUCCGGAUGCAUCAAAAUCUAUGAAAAAUGAUGUGAAACUUAGACGUGAAAGAUAUACACAAAAAAAUGCUACAGAUUCAAGAACAUCUGUAAAAAAUAAAAGAUUUAGUUGUCUUCUACCACCUUCCACAAAAAAGGAGAUUGGGUCUGUUUUAAUUAGUGAUAAAUUAGUUCCUUCUACUACCAGAAUAAGUCGAAAGUUUAGUUCUACCGAUGAAUUAAGGGACGAAAAACAAACAUCGACAGAAAAAUCGAAAAGGUUUAGUUUAUAUUAUACUCCACAACCUUUACGGAAAAAUUACGAGAGUGAUACGAAAGCUGGGAAAAGCAUGUGCAAAAAUAUAUUAGCAAAUCGCGGUGAUCGACAAAGUAAUGGAAAAGCUUUGGAGAUAAACAAAAAGAAAGAGGAUGGUUUAGAACUCGAUGAAAAAAAUAGUACGAAAAGUCGGAGGUCAGUUAUGGAUUAUACAUCCACCACAAAAAGUAAACCCACCAAGCAGAGUGCCCACAUCAGGACUUCUGCAAUUCCUACAACGAUCAGUAGAACAAAAUGAUCGUAAUUAUCAUAAUUAUAUUUAUAUAUCGAGAGUUAAAUGUCGACACUGGACUAAUCCGUCAGAAGAGUCUAAAGUUAUAAUAAAUAUUUUAAUGUAAGUUUAAAGUCGAUUUAACCAAGGGAGUGGCGCCAUUUGUUCAUAGAUUUUGAAAAUGUUGAUGUAACAGUCAAUAAUUCAAAUUAGAACAUGUGGGCUUCGCACAUAAACGAGACAUGCCAAAUGCAUUUAGGUAGUUUAUUCUAUAUUUGAUAUCUAUUAUUGUACGUAGUACAAGUAUCGAAUUAAAGUAGGUAGUAGAUAAACGAGCUUCGUUUUUCGACGACGUAAGCAAACAGUGAAACAUAAAUUAUAGCCGAUGAAAUUGUAUUAAUAAUGCACAAACCCUUGUGGCAAGUGACAGAGGGCGACAGUGCGAACGAUUAUGCGUAACAUUUGCGUAGCUUGUUACAUAUAUUUGCUCAAAACUAAUUCGACUAAUAUUAGAGUACAUAUUUUUGUAAAAUAUUGUGCGUGGUGUUAUAAGAGCAAUAUAUAGAGAAUCGUGAUAAUUAUAAUCUAAUGAUCGGGACACCAUGGAAAACUUAAUGUUGAAUAUGAGAACAGACAGAGAAUUGAUUCAGUGAGUAUCACUUCUCGUAUGAGAGUAUUUUUGUAGAAAUUAUGUGCCGCACAAAACAUUUCAUACACGCCUUUCUCCCUUUGUCGCUUGAAUAUACUUUUUAAGGUUAUCCCCGCUACGAUUUCCAUAUUUUUUAAUGCAAUCAUUACUACUUAUAACAGUGUACAUAUGAGUAAGAUAACGAAUAAGAGAUUCAUAAAAUCUUAUUUAAGUAUUAUCUCAUCUAUUCAUUUUUGUAAUUUGUAAUUCGUAUAUUUCGCGCAAAUUAGGUAAUUUAUCAAGAAAUUUCGUACUAGAGUCAACCCGUAUUUAGGGAAGAUAAUCACUGUACUUUUUUAUUAUAAGCACAAUUAAUUCGCAAGUGCGUAUACGACAUUAGCGUAGUUUCUAGAAAUUUAAAAGUGAUUUACGCCAAAUAUAGAAACCCAUUUCCUAUUUAUAUUAUUAUCUGUAUAUGUAUUUACUACACGGGAAGAACUCGUAUCUUAUUUGUUGCUAUUACCGUUGUCCACAUUCAUUUUAUUUCUCUUGUAUUUUCGAUGUAAUUGUGACCAUAUAUAUGCGAACACCUUUUACUUGGCUGUAAAUUAUUUGUACUCGACUUAUUUCUUCAAUAACAAUUUAUUAAAAGACGAGUAUGAUAAAAGCCACUGUGAAGAAUUUUGAUUCAUAUUUCUCACAAAUACUCAGUUUGAACAUGUGUUUAGUAAUUUUGCGUUUGUUUAAACGAAUAUGAAAAUUUUUAUUUUAGUGUAACAAAAGAUACUUUGAAGCCCUAUUUAUAAUUAUUAACGUUUUACUUUUGAUAAACAUUAUUUUAAACUUAAAUUAUCUUUUACAAGAAUAUAAUUUGUCCAUCUUUUAAUUUAUCUAAUUUUAAAAAUUGGUCAACGUAACGAAUUACAUGUGCAUAUUCUCGUGAAAAGAAUGAUUUCUUUAUGUGAGUAAUAUUAAGCUAUUAGGUUAAUGCUUGAAAUACAAAUUUGAAGCUAAAUUAGUUUUGGAGUAUAAAGUAUUAGAUGUUUUUUUGUAUAUGUGUAAUUUGUACCAAAAAGUAUUCCGAAUGUUAUAAAUAUUCUCAAUUUAUAUACAUUUAUGUAUGACUAGUUAUUAGUUUCACAAGUAUAGAAAACGACAUCCUUUGAAUUUUUCUUCGAAAUUUUACUAUAAAAAAUAAAUAGAAUGUUUUAUCAUUUAAUUAAGUAUUAUU